This is a messenger RNA of Alternaria conjuncta, 492 nucleotides long. RefSeq lists its product as uncharacterized. Lineage: Eukaryota; Fungi; Ascomycota; Dothideomycetes; Pleosporales; Pleosporaceae. The record is from RefSeq and is a predicted model, not a curated record. The transcript is spliced from 2 exons. Bases 1 to 492 code for a protein of 163 amino acids.
AUGGCGACACCGAACCCCGUCCAAAAUAUGCCCAUCCCACCAGAAGAGCGCCUCGCUCUCGAACAACAAGCCCGAUACCAGCGCAUAACACGUAACCUAGCCAUCGGCGGCCUCGUAAUAUGCGUCGGCUUCUACCUCUCUGCCGAUCAUCUCAUCACACUCCGAACAGGCCGCGGCCUCGUACAAAACCUCAGUCCAAUGCGAACCAUGGACCUACCGACCGAACGCGCAAAGGAGAUGCAGAAGAUAUUGCAAGAGGAAAGGGAAAAGAGUCGGAGGACACUGGAGCGGAAGGAAGGGCAAGAAAAGGGUAUACUUGGGAAGCUGUGGAUGGGUGAUGAGGAGGAGGGUUGGAAGGAGCGCCGAUUGGAGGAAGAAAAGAAGGCGAUCGAAGAGGGAAAGAGUUAUGGUGAUAUGAUAUUUGAACAGAUUUGGGAGGUUUGGAAUUGGGACAAGAAGAAGGGAAAGGACGGUGAGAGCAAGAAGGAGUGA